Messenger RNA from Nematolebias whitei (Rio pearlfish), 1751 nucleotides. RefSeq names its product angiopoietin-related protein 4. Gene Ontology annotation, biological process: triglyceride homeostasis. The transcript is spliced from 7 exons. The record is from RefSeq and is a predicted model, not a curated record. Lineage: Eukaryota; Metazoa; Chordata; Actinopteri; Cyprinodontiformes; Rivulidae. Bases 75 to 1415 code for a protein of 446 amino acids. Gene Ontology annotation, molecular function: enzyme inhibitor activity.
AAAGCCGUCAUUCAGCAGCACACAACAAACAGAGACACAAGAAGAAGAGCUGAUUUUAAAUCAAACACACAAAGAUGAAGAUGCCUCAGCUUCUCAUCCUGCUUUUGACCAUUCUGGUCCACGCAGGAGACACGUUCCCCACCGACAGAGAGCGCCGGGACAAGCACGCCUCCUGGGACGAUGUGAAUGUGGUGGCCCACGGACUCCUGCAGCUCGGCCAGGGGCUGAAGGAGCACGUUGACAAGACCAAAGCCCAGAUGAGAGACGUGAACGGCAAACUGAAGGUCUUCAACAGCACGGUGGCAGAGCUGGAGAGGAAGCAGCAGGAGGAAGGUGAAGCUCUGAAGGCCCAGAACAAGGAGGUGGACGAGAGGUACAGGCUGCUGGCAGAGCUGGCUGAGGAGGUGAAGCUGAAGGUGGGGGAGGUGGAGCGGCAGACGGAGGACAUCACGUCCAGGAUGGACAGAUUGGAGGAGGUGCUGACAGAGCCGGCACUGGACAGCAACGACAGCGAGCACGAGAGACUUUCAUUCAUGCAGAGGUUGAUGGUGUCUCAGAACAGACGAAUCGACCAGCUGGUGGAGAAGAUCCAGCAGCAACAAGACAAACUGGAGAAGCAGAGUCUGCACCUCCAGGCCCUGCAGAGCAAGGUUGCGCAUAAGAGAAUGAAAUCACACAGACGGAGAGACGAGGCCACGGCACUGAGAGGCGAGGCGGAGCAUGUCCAAACUGAACCAGCAGGUUUACCCAGAGACUGUCAUGACCUGUUCGGACGAGGGCAGCGAGCCAGCGGCGUCUACACAGUCCAACCCGAGAACUCGAAGCCCUUCAACGUCCUCUGUCAAAUGACUUCAGAUGGUGGAUGGACAGUCAUUCAGAAACGUCAGGAUGGAUCUCAAAGCUUUGACCAGCUUUGGGAGGACUACAGGAAAGGCUUCGGCAGCCUCGACGGAGAGUUUUGGCUGGGUCUGGACAACAUCCACUCCCUUUCCAGACAAGGCCAGUACGUCCUGCAGGUGGAGCUCUCUGACGAGGCGGGGCAGCAGCAGAUAGCUCGUUACAAAUUCCAACUCGAAGGAGAGGACAAGAUGUUCGCUCUGCACCUCCAGCAGGAAGCUUCGUCGGGAGCUCAGGAGAAAAUCUUGACCACCGAAGCUUCUGGUCUUCCCUUCUCCACAGCAGACCGAGACAAUGACCUCACUGCAGACGUCAACUGUGCCGAGCUGCUCUCAGGUGGUUGGUGGUUCAGCGGCUGUGGUGAAUCAAAUCUCAACGGCAGGUAUCCCGCUCAGCCCGGGCAGCGCCGGAGACAAAAGUUUGGAAGGCAGACGAUGUUCUGGACCAUCACACCGGGACAGAGCGGCUCUCUGAGGACCACAUUUCUUAAAAUCGCACCAGCAUCAAUAAAACUAUAAACCUGUUCCAAAAAGACUGAGUAGCCCAAAACUAAAGACACUUCAACUUAAGUGUUUUAUUUUUUUACUUGAUGCUGAACUACUGAACUGAAAAAACGCUGUAAAAUGCACAACGCUGAUCUCUCCUGAUCUGAUAUUUUUAUGCAAUGCAUAAGAAAACCCAAGCGAAUACUUUCAGUCACAAUGACUGCAACAUGGUUCCCUUUGUGAGGGUUAUUUUUAUUUUAUACGUUUUUGAUUUAAUUACUUUGUGGCUAAAUAAUGCCUUUUUUAAGUAUUUGAUCAUAAAAUGAAAUGUUUUUGUAAGAAGUUGGUGAAAAUAAACUUUUUUUAAAU